AUGGCGCUACUACGUGUUGUGUGCUUAUCUUCAUCAAAUCAGUUUUCCACUCAACCCCAUUCUUCCCUUUCCCAAUCCAUCAACUUCCCCAAUCGCCCUUCCUUUCACCUUCCACGUUUAUCCCUCACCACGACCAAACAAACCCCUAAUUUCACUCUCACGUGCGUUUCCACUUCCCAGCAACAAACCGAGCCAGUUACAGAAGAAGAAUUUUCAAGUACAAGGUUACUCGCUCAGAACGUGCCCUGGACAAGCACACCCGAGGAUAUUCGUUCUUUGUUUGAAAAACAUGGAAAAGUCCUCGAAGUCGAGCUUUCUAUGUAUAAGAAAGACAGAAACCGGGGUUUGGCCUUUGUCGAAAUGGGUUCCCCAGAAGAGGCUCUCGAAGCUCUCAAUAAACUCGAAUCGUAUGAGUUUGAGGGUCGUGUAAUGAAAGUCAAUUAUGCACGGCUGAAAAAGAAGAAAACGCCACCUCCGGUGAAACCAAAGUCUGGGGUGACGUUUAACUUGUUUGUUGGUAACUUGUCCUAUGAAGCCAAGUCCAAGGAUCUCAAGGAGUUUUUUGAUUCUGGGACUGGUAAAGUUGUUAAAGCUGAGGUUGUCUUUGAUGUAAAUCCUAGAAAACCGUCUGGUUAUGGAUUUGUGUCCUUCAAGACCAAGAAAGAAGCCGAGGUUGCUCUUUCUGAGUUUCAAGGAAAGGAUUUUAUGGGAAGGCCAGUAAGGGUGGAUCGUGGUCGGCGAUUUGUUCAAAAACCAGGGGAGGGUAAUGCAAAGUCUGAAGGUACUCCUUCUGAGUUGAGUGUAAAUGGAGCAGAAGCUCAACAACCAGUAGAGGGGACUGCGAACUCUGAAGAUACUCCUGAGUUGAGUGUGAAUGGGGCAGAAGCUGACAAAACUGAUUGA
Molecule: messenger RNA, 903 nt
Organism: Sphenostylis stenocarpa
Lineage: Eukaryota; Viridiplantae; Streptophyta; Magnoliopsida; Fabales; Fabaceae
Source: the annotation of a GenBank genome assembly